UUGUUUUCAGAAGAUUACAAUCAUAGAGUGAGUUAACCCAAACGCUUCAAACAAUCAUGCCUCACACUGCUGCGGAGGCUCAGCAGCUAGACCUCGAGGAUUCCAGUCGAACCGAGAGAGUGCAGUGGCUGAUUAAUUCACCUGAGCCUCCUAGUUUAUGGCAGGAACUAGUUGGUACAGUCAAAGGAAGUUUGUUAACUCCUGGAAAAAAGAAUUCCUCAUCCAACGCCAAGGGGAAACAUGCCAUGUCCUUCCUCCGAGGUCUGUUUCCGAUCCUCAGCUGGGGAAGGAAUUACAAGGCUUCAUUUUUUAAACAUGAUUUAAUGGCGGGUUUAACACUCGCAAGUCUUAGCAUUCCUCAGAGUAUUGGAUAUGCUAAUUUAGCGAAACUUGAUCCUCAAUACGGUCUAUACACAAGCGUCGUCCCACCUCUUAUAUAUGCGGUAAUGGGGAGUUCAAGAGAGAUAGCUAUCGGACCGGUAGCCGUGGUUUCAAUGCUGCUAUCUUCCAUGAUUCCAGGCCUGGUGGAUCCUGCAACUGACCCCAUUGGGUACACAAGUCUAGUGUUCACCGUGACAUUCUUUGCUGGAACUUUCCAAGCCAUAUUUGGAUUGUUUAGACUGGGGUUCCUGGUGGAUUUUCUUUCACAUGCUGCAGUGGUUGGAUUCAUGGCGGGUGCAGCCAUUGUGAUAGGGCUUCAGCAACUGAAGGGACUAUUUGGACUGAGUCACUUCACCACUAAAACCGAUGUAGUGUCAGUUUUGACCUCGGUUUCCAAAUCAGUUAAACAUGAAUGGUAUCCUCUAAAUUUCGUCCUCGGUUUAUCCUUCCUGGUAUUCCUCCUUGUCGCCAGGUUUAUCGGAAAAAGAAACAAAAAGCUCUUCUGGUUCCCAGCAAUAGCUCCUCUAUUGUCAGUCAUAUUAUCCACCCUGAUUGUAUAUUUAACCAGGGCUGACAAUCAUGGGGUGAAGAUAGUAAAACACUUAAAAGGAGGCCUCAAUCCAAGCUCAGUCCAUCGUUUACAAUUUAAUGGCACACAUGUUGCAGAAGCAGCCAAAAUCGGGUUGAUUUCUGCCAUUGUUGCUCUCACUGAAGCCAUCGCAGUUGGCCGAUCAUUUGCUUCAAUUAAUGGAUACCAUUUAGACGGUAACAAGGAAAUGUUGGCAAUGGGGUUCAUGAACCUUGCAGGAUCUCUAACUUCUUGCUACGUAGCCACUGGUUCAUUUUCCAGGACUGCAGUGAACUUUAGCGCAGGCUGCAAGACUGUCGUGUCAAAUAUAGUGAUGGCGAUUACAGUGAUAUUGGCAUUGGAGUUGUUUACCAGGCUACUGUAUUACACCCCUGUCGCCAUCCUUGCUUCCAUCAUCAUGUCUGCACUUCCUGGACUUAUUGACAUUAAUGAAGCUUACCGUAUCUGGAAGGUUGACAAACUAGAUUUCCUAGCUUGCCUCGGUGCCUUUCUUGGAGUCUUGUUCAAAUCAGUGGAGAUCGGUCUUCUAGUAGCGGUAGCUAUUUCAUUUGCCAAGGUGUUGCUGAAUUCCAUCCGACCAGCCGUUGAACAACUAGGAAGACUUCCAAGAACAGACAUCUUUUGUGAGGUGGAUCAAUAUCCCAUGGCUGUUAAAACACCAGGACUAUUCACACUUCGCAUAAACUCGAGCUUACUUUGCUUUGCCAAUGCCAAUUUCCUGAGAGAAAGAAUACUAAAGCUCCUUACACAAGAUGAGAAUGGAACAGAAGAAACUGCAAAAGACAGAGUUCAAAUCUUAAUCCUCGACAUGACCAAUGUGAUGAACAUUGACACUUCCGGAAUUCUGGCGCUAGAAGAACUGCACACCGAGCUGGUUUCACUAGGCAUGAAAUUGGUAAUGGUGAAUCUCAGGUGGCAAGUGAUCCACAAGCUAAAGCUGUCAAAACUUGUGGAGAAAAUUGGAGCUGAUGGGAUUUUCCUCACGGUUGCUGAAGCUGUGGAUGCAUGCCUUGCUUCUAAAUUAGCAAUCAACAGCUUGUAAUUAAUGGCUUCAUACUGUACAAUACCAGUUCUUGAUUAACUACUACUUAAUCAAGAACUUCAAGCAAGUUGAAUAAAAGUCGGCCAACUUGUCCUAAUAAUUGACUACUUUAGUGUGUAUUGGUUUGAAAAGGAAACUUAGAGGCUGUUUUAAAUCUGUCUCUUUACCAUUCCAGUUAAUUACAGUCAAUCACAGUUUCAUGGCUGAAAAA
Gossypium raimondii (Peruvian cotton) is the source of this 2223-nucleotide messenger RNA. Its product is annotated as low affinity sulfate transporter 3. Gene Ontology annotation, biological process: transmembrane transport. Lineage: Eukaryota; Viridiplantae; Streptophyta; Magnoliopsida; Malvales; Malvaceae. The record is from RefSeq and is a predicted model, not a curated record. Bases 57 to 2012 code for a protein of 651 amino acids. Gene Ontology annotation, cellular component: membrane. Gene Ontology annotation, molecular function: secondary active sulfate transmembrane transporter activity. The transcript has 12 exons.